GUUCAAUCGCUUUAUCGUCGAGUCCUUUACAAGUUUGCGAGCGCACGCAACGCACUUCCUCAACAUGAGCUACGUCACCCGCCGGGCGCUCUCGACGCUCAUUCCGCCCAAGGUCGCCUCUCCGAAUGCGAUUGGCGCCCCUCGGGAUGCUCUCCGCAUGCAGCGCGUCGUGAACUUCUACGAGAAGCUUCCCCGAGGACCGGCUCCCGAGGUCAAGCCCACUGGCAUCCUCGGCAGGUACCAGGCCAAGCACUUUGGCAAGAACCCGACGGUGAAGCCCGUUAUCCAUGCCAUCGUCUUGCUCCUCAUCGUUGGCUAUGCUCAGAACUACUACUUCCACCUCCGCCACCACAAGAACCAUGCCCACUAAAUCAUAUGUGAGAGGCCGCUCAGCUAGGUGAUGGCCCCUGGUCUGUACAUAAGUGUUAUGAAAUAGACAAAGUGCUCAACAUGCACUGUAACCGAGUUCCCUUUGUUCCUUGCAGCAUGGACACAUUCAAAAGGGUCGUGUUUUCAAGAUGCUCGAUUAUCUAGCCUCGAUGGCUGUGGAAUGCCUUACCCUUCUUUGGAGCAUCUUAAAAUUCGUGUGAUCGCUUGAAGUUGGACGGAAGGUCAGGUCACUCCAAUCUGUCUCUCGGCUGUCGGUUCUCUACAUUACCCUUCCAGCUUCUGGGCUAAAAUCCAGCGGCCAGACUGACGGGAAGGCUGCGAGAAGCUGGGGUGGUAAAUACAGAUAGACAGCAAUCAAUCACUCCGAGUAGAGUCAUCCAUUGCAACCCC
Molecule: messenger RNA, 780 nt
Organism: Canariomyces notabilis
Lineage: Eukaryota; Fungi; Ascomycota; Sordariomycetes; Sordariales; Chaetomiaceae
Exons: 5
Coding region: 65-370 (101 amino acids)
Biological process (GO): proton motive force-driven ATP synthesis
Molecular function (GO): proton-transporting ATP synthase activity, rotational mechanism
Source: RefSeq, a predicted model, not a curated record